CAAUCCGGGGCCGGACAGCGGUGGAGCCAAGAGCCGGGGGAGGGAGUUCCCGAGCCCCGGCAUGUCCAGCAGCGGCCGAGCCUGAACCCGCGGCCGAGGGAGGUGCGGGCUGCAAGCAGCCCCCAGCCGGACUCAUGGCCUCCGGGGCGUGCUGCGGGGCGCUCCGCGGCUUCCUCUUCGAGUACGACACCCCCCGCAUCGUGCUGAUCAAGAGCCGCAAAGUGGGGCUGGUGAACCGGGCGGUGCAGCUGGCCAUCCUGGCCUACGUGAUCGGCUGGGUCUUUGUGUGGGAAAAGGGCUACCAGGAAACCGACUCUGUGGUCAGUUCUGUUACCACCAAGGUGAAGGGAAUAACCAUGACAAACACUUCGGAGUUGGGACUCCGGAUCUGGGAUGUGGCUGAUUAUGUUAUUCCACCUCAGGGGGAGAAUACGUUAUUCAUCAUGACAAACCUGAUAAUCACACUGAAUCAGACACAAGGCUAUUGUCCUGAGCUUCCAGAUAAGACAACUGUGUGUAAUUCCAGUAAGGACUGUACUGCAGGAUACAUAGGCACUCACAGCAAUGGAGUCCAGACUGGGAGGUGUAGGGAAUACUCCACCUCUGUCAAAACCUGUGAGAUCUAUGCUUGGUGUCCCGUGGAGAAUGACACACAUUUACCUAAGCCGGCUUUCCUAAAGGAUGCUGAGAACUUCACCAUUUUGGUGAAGAACAAUAUCUGGUAUCCCAAGUUCAACUUCACCAGGCGAAAUAUUCUGCCCUCUAUCAGUACCGCUUACCUCAAGACCUGCAUUUACGACCCUAAAACGGAUCCCUUCUGCCCAAUCUUCCGAGUCCAUCGAAUAGUUGAAGCUGCAGGACAGAAUUUUCAAGAGAUGGCUGUUGAGGGUGGAGUAAUGGGGGUGCAGAUCAAUUGGAACUGUGACCUUGACAAACCAGCUUCUUACUGUGUGCCAAAAUACACCUUCCGUCGCCUUGACAACAAGGAUUCUGACCACACGGUCUCACCUGGAUAUAAUUUCAGGUUUGCAAAAUACUACAAGGACACAAAUGGCACUGACUCGCGGACACUAAUUAAGGCUUAUGGCAUCCGUUUUGAUAUCAUGGUGUUUGGAAAGGCAGGAAAAUUUGAUAUAAUUCCUACAAUGAUUAACAUUGGCUCUGGGCUAGCACUGUUUGGAGUGGCAACAGUCUUGUGUGACAUCGUGGUUCUGUACUUCAUGAAGAAGAGAUAUUACUACAGAGAGAAGAAAUACAAAUACGUAGAAGAUUAUGAACUGGGACCCAGUGAGACCUAUGGAACACAAUCAUGACAGCAGUGGUGCUGCAGCAUCAACUGCCCAAUAUGAAGAGCUGCUGUGAAUGUUAUUCUGCUUCAUGGAGAGACAGUAAGAUGAUGAUGCUGCAGGCUUCCCUUCCUGGAACUGGGUUAAUCAAUCUGCGUUCUCCAAGUGGAAAGAGAAACCUCCCUCAUUACUUUAGGACUGACAAACAGUGCAUUCUUGUUCUCUGUCACUGACAAAUUGGGGAAAGUUCUGAAGUUACUAGUUGUUUGAAUUCUGGCCACGGUAAACAAAUGUAUGCCAAACUUUCAUGGAAAGCAUCUCAAGAUAAGUAACAGCAGAGUAAGUCUCCCCUUCCCCCUUACUUCCUGUAUCCCCAUAUCCUCUAGAAAGCCCCCUGGAGGGGCUAGCCACCCAAAGCCUACCUCUUUGCUAGGGGCUUAGGCAGUUGGGCCAGGAUGAGUGACAUUAAGUUGGGAAGGGUAGCUGCCCUCCGUUGAGGUUACUUGUUGGUGGGAGAGCCAGGCCCCUCUUAAGAGGUGAGAUCCCUUCCCCAGCUGUGGUGAACUUGGUUGCUAAUCUUCCCCCUCAGGGCUGGAGAGCAUCUAGCUUCAGCAUGAUGGCAAUAAAAUGUAUUUCCUUACUGUGAGGGCAAGUCAACAGCUAACCUGCAGGUUACCCCUCAUGUAUCUGAUCUUCAGGAGCCCAGAGUAGGAGAUGAAGUGCUCUCUAGGUCUCCUGCAUUCAAGUAAAUGGCUGAUGCAUUUAUAAAGAGGCUGCUGCUUUUCUGGUCCUCUUAAAAUUCAGUGUUUGUAAUGAAGGAAAAAGAUGACAACGGUGAUAGCACUUCACAAUGAGUGGAGAUGCCAAUAUUCCAAACACACACAUUAACUAUAUUGAAUACAUUUUCUUUUAAGUGAUUUGAUAUAAGAGGAGAAUCCAUUCUAUAGUGAACCAAUAAAGCCCUUGCAAAGGUA
Messenger RNA from Trachemys scripta elegans, 2260 nucleotides. RefSeq names its product purinergic receptor P2X 4 (gene P2RX4). NCBI's taxonomy places the organism in Eukaryota, Metazoa, Chordata, Testudines, Emydidae. Gene Ontology annotation, molecular function: purinergic nucleotide receptor activity; ATP binding; extracellularly ATP-gated monoatomic cation channel activity. Bases 135 to 1313 code for a protein of 392 amino acids. Gene Ontology annotation, cellular component: nuclear inner membrane; plasma membrane. The record is from RefSeq and is a predicted model, not a curated record. Gene Ontology annotation, biological process: monoatomic cation transmembrane transport; response to ATP. The transcript is spliced from 12 exons.